Solea senegalensis (Senegalese sole) is the source of this 3075-nucleotide messenger RNA. RefSeq names its product solute carrier family 7 member 8b (gene slc7a8b). Gene Ontology annotation, molecular function: L-amino acid transmembrane transporter activity; neutral L-amino acid transmembrane transporter activity. The coding region runs from base 163 to 1752 and encodes 529 amino acids. The transcript has 12 exons. Lineage: Eukaryota; Metazoa; Chordata; Actinopteri; Pleuronectiformes; Soleidae. Gene Ontology annotation, biological process: amino acid transmembrane transport; neutral amino acid transport. Gene Ontology annotation, cellular component: membrane. The record is from RefSeq and is a predicted model, not a curated record.
GGCUCGCUUUUACAGAUAAAGCCGCCCAUCGUUAGCCCUCGACAGGGAUAAUAACCAACAUGAGUCCCGUCACAAAACACGGAGCUUUUCACCGUAGCUGCUGAAGAGACGGCGAAAUAGGAAGAAAUUGCUCCUCCGUCGCUUGAAGCAGCCAGGGACAGAAUGAGCGAGGGUCCGAAGAAGCGGAGCGGCAGCAGCAGCAGCAGCAGCGGGGGGAGAAGUCUCUCUGAACCCGCUGAAUCUCCGUCUGUCACGGGAAAAGAUGAAGGAGAAAGCUCCGGGGUGGGUCUCAAAAAACAAAUCGGCCUCGUCAGCGCCUGUGCCAUUAUCAUAGGGAAUAUCAUUGGAUCAGGGAUUUUUGUGAGUCCUAAAGGUGUACUGGAGAAUGCCAGCUCAGUGGGUGUGGCCCUGAUCGUGUGGGUCACAACAGGACUCAUCACAGCUGUGGGCGCUCUCUGCUAUGCAGAGUUAGGUGUGACCAUACCCAAGUCUGGGGGAGAUUACUCCUAUGUCAAAGACAUCUUUGGAGGACUGGCUGGGUUUCUGCGUCUGUGGAUCGCAGUAUUGGUUAUUUACCCUAGUAACCAGGCAGUGAUUGCUCUCACCUUCUCCAACUACAUCCUGCAGCCCCUCUUCCCCUCCUGCCUUCCCCCAGACAGCAGCCUUCGCUUGCUGGCUGCCGUCUGCCUCUUGUUGUUGACAUGGGUGAACUGCCACAGUGUGCGAUGGGCCACAUUUGUUCAAGAUGUCUUCACCACUGGCAAGCUGUUGGCCCUGGCCCUCAUCAUCAUCAUGGGUAUUGUCCAGAUUUGCAAAGGUCACUAUCACUGGUUGGAGCCUGUCCACGCCUUUGAGACCUUCCGUGACUAUGACGUUGGUCUGAUCGCUCUGUCCUUCCUACAAGGCUCUUUUGCGUAUGGAGGCUGGAACUUCCUUAAUUAUGUCACAGAGGAGCUGGUCGACCCGUAUCGGAAUUUACCACGUGCAAUCUUCAUCUCCAUCCCUGUCGUCACCUUUGUUUACGUGUUUGCCAAUGUUGCUUACGUCACAACUUUGAGUCCCCAGGAGUUGCUCGCCUCAAACGCUGUAGCAGUGACAUUUGGAGAGAAAUUGCUCGGAGUAAUGUCAUGGAUCAUGCCCAUCUCUGUAGCACUCUCCACCUUCGGUGGAGUCAAUGGCUCUCUCUUCACAUCGUCGCGAUUGUUUUUUGUCGGAGCAAGGGAAGGCCAUCUCCCACGCGUGCUCGCCAUGAUUCAUGUCACACGCUGCACUCCUAUUCCAGCACUACUGUUCACUUUGAUCACGUCUCUGCUGAUGUUGUGCACCAGUGACAUUUACACCCUUAUAAACUACGUGGGAUUCAUCAACUACCUCUUCUAUGGCGUCACUGUCGCUGGGCAGAUUGUGCUACGUUACAAACAGCCUGACCUGUAUCGACCCAUCAAGGUGAGCCUUGUAUGGCCUGUGAUCUACCUCCUGUUCUGGGCCUUCCUGCUGGUGUUUUCCCUCUACUCUGAGCCUGUCGUCUGUGGUGUUGGACUGGCCAUCAUGAUGACCGGUGUCCCUGUGUAUUACUUGGGUGUCCACUGGGAAAAGAAGCCACAGUGUUUUAAUAUUACUAUUGGGAAAAUGACCCAUCUGUGUCAAAAGCUGUGUUCAGUGGUCUACCCAGAUAUGGGGGGGAACCUGGAGCCCCAUAGUCCACCAAAGGAAGAUGGAGUCGGGGAGAUGGAUGCUGCCUCACAUGGCUAAUUGGACUAACCCACAGACAAGUCCCUGAAAGAAAAGCAUACUCUUUAUUCACUGAAUGAACACUUUGACACCUAACAUGGUCUACAGCACUGGACACUUGGACAUUGCCCUGUUGACUGGGCUUAUUUCUGCACUGAUUAAGAUGGAAUAUCACAGACACUAAACAUAAAUUAUGACCGACACUUUGAUGUAUUCACCACAGCAUUUAAACCACCUCCUUUUGGUUUUUCUUGGAUAUUGUGUUUGUCAUUGUCUUGGAGGCAGUGGUGAAAUAUUUUAAUAUUUUCAUAAAUCUGUCAUAAUCACUUUUGCAUAUUUGUUGUUCGUCUUGAGUACAUCUUUGUGCUGUUCAGUCUUAAUAGUAUAUUUUGCAGUGACAUCCAUGAACCCCACUAAUAUGCAGCUCACCACUCACCCCUGAAAACACUGAAGUGUAGGCCUUCAUCAACAUGAGCCAGAGUCUUGUCUGACCUGCAAGUGGCAGUACUGAGUCACCUGAUAUUGAAGCCUGCUGAGGUGUAAUGCUGUGUUUACACCGGACGGGAUUUUUUUGUGCCCAUCGCAUCAGGAUGGACACAAAUCGCCAUACUUUAAACAGAAGUAACGGCCAUUUAUUUUCAUCAUCAACCAAAACAUUGUUGCACUCUUUUGUGGAAACGUCUGCAGAGAAGAAACUGCCGUAAGGAUGAGAACUGCAUCCAGCUCUCAAAGUAAGGUGAAACCCGCCAAGUUGUGUUCGUCUACGUAAGGUGUUGUGAAACCCCACAAGAUGGCGGUUUAUUCUCUGGAGACGUGUCCUGCAGAAAAUGUUGUCCACGCCGCACAAAAAUUAUGUUUUCCCCCUCCAUUAUGAGCAGCGUCUGUGGCCACUGACAAGUAUGUGACCUCAUCCGGAGAAUCUCAAUGCUGUCUAUCACAUCUAUGUAACAGAUUUGUAUGUAAAGUUGUCACCCAACAAAUUCGCUUUGUGCCCAUUGUGAACACAGCACAAGAAGUUAAGCCUGUGUGUUUGUCAGUCACAGAAAAAUUACACAAUGAAGCAAUUGCAUUUGAGGGCUGACAAUGUACAGUUGAUGGUGAGAUGCCCCAGCUUCUUUGCCCUAGUCCCCCAGAGUCUAGGAUCGCCUCUGGUCCUUAUGGAAAACACUAUAAAGCAGAUUUUCCUAUCAUUCUGUCCACUACAAAGAAUUGGAUAACAAACUGUUACUGGUACAUUUAAUCUUGUGGAAUUGGUUGCUGUUGCCAAUUUGUUAUUCUAGCAUCACAGCUAUAAAGAAUACACUGCACUUGGUGGAUUAGAUUAUUAAAACUUGGCAAAAGUUA